AUGCGGGCGGGAGAUCAGCGGCGCUACCACGACAUUUUACGUCGUGAGGCCAGGCCGCAGACGAGCAAACUCUGCCGCGGGUCGGCGCCCGUUGCCGCGCAGCUGAGCGGCGCCUCUCUUGUGUGCGACCCGCUGGCCGAGCUGAACAUUCCCUCGACAGCGGUGCCGGAAGUGGUCGAGUACGUCUGCGACCGCCGCGGCUUCACCUCACUGCACCCCAACUUUCUUCGCUUCGAGCACCUGCGCUGCAUCGUCUUGGAGCACAACGCACUCGAAACCCUCCAUAAUCUGCUCUUGCCACCAUCCACGCUCGGUGCAUCCUCGCCCGCCUCGACCGUAACCGCCGCUGAUGGACUCCCCCCUCUCCCUCCACCGCCUCCCCUUUACCGCGGAUGUCGGCAGCUGACUCACCUCCACGCCGCGUACAACCGCAUCAGCGACAUUGCGGGCGACACUGACAUCCCGCGCCUCUUCCUCCUGGAGCACCUGUCGCUGGCGCACAAUCAGCUGACAGGCCUCAGCAAGGUGCUGGAUGCGCUUAAGCGGCUGCGAAACCUUCGCUUUCUGGACCUGCGCGGGAACCCGGUCACGGGAGAGCCGCGAUACCGCGAGCGAUGUAUAGCGGCGCUCCCCCAGGUGGAGGUGCUUGAUCGCCAGUCCGUCACACCAAAGGAGCGCAAGGAGGCAGCGGCACCGGUGCGGUGGAACGGGCGCACACACGAGAGCCGUUUGUGCAGCACCGCCACUUCCACUGCCACUGCAGUGAGCGGUUCUCGGCCACGAAGCUCGCCGAGUUGCACGAGAGGGCUGCGAGCGGCGGGCGACCCCUUUUCCAAGUCUCUCACGGCGAAGGACUUGGAGCGCGCCUACGCGGCGUACCUUCGCCAACAGCAGCAAGCACAGGAAGCGGCAGCGCAGAGCACCGUUGCUGCCUGGCGACAGCAAGCGGAAAUAUGGGAGUCUUUUCACGCUGUCUGGACACUCUCGCAGCCGGGCAUGCCGCUCUCCGCUGAUGGCUGGCAACGGACACAGAUGGCAGCGGCGGCGGCGGCGUCGGAAAGUGCCGAGGGAACCGGGGAAAGGCCAGAGACGCAGAGCACCUUCCUUGUCUCUGCCCCUGGCUUUCGAGUGCCGGUAUUCGGCUCCGCCGGUCCCUCACCCCCGUCAUCGCCGCUGCACGCGGGCCGCAAGCAGAUCAAGACACCGUCCGUCUCGCCUGCAGCGACGACUAUCACGGCAGCGCCGGCACCGACACACGUGAGUGUCGGCAACGGCACAGCGGCGCUGAACGUGACGAUCGACGUCCUGCUUGAUCGCCCUCUCUUUCCCUCGUGUGCCGAGACGGCCGGCACGCCCGAGUCAGCCACCUUGCAGCCCGCAGCAGCGUCCACCAGAUCAGGCCCCCUCCCCUCAGCCGCAACCGCUACCCCACUGCUGCCCUCGGUACACAAUAGUUUGUAUUUUCGUGCCGUCCGAGGCGCCUCGGCGACAUCGUGCAAGGGCACGCCGCCACUCCUGCCUACCGAGACCUCUCCACCUGCAGUAAGCCAGCUGCUUCCUGUGGAGGGGCUGGCGCCUGAUCGACUCACCACGCUGCAGCGUACCCUGGAGGCCUCCGCUCAGGUUGUCCGCGUCGCAACCGCACGGCAGGGCUCGCUGGGGGCACUGAAGAAGCUGUCCGUUGUGCAGGAGCGUGUAGGGUCAGGGCGGCGUAAUGUCGCGCCAUCGCCGCCGCCGCCCACUGUCGCUGCCGCCACCAGCAUUCCCGUUGAGUUCAGCACUUUGCGUACCAUUCAAGAAACCAAGUAUGCCGUCAUUCCGCCGCCGUGGGAAGACGCGAAGGCGCGCGCUGCGGUUAGUGGUGCCAAGGAAGCCGUCGCCAGGUCGCCGCGAGCCGUUGUGGCUUCACUGGGCGCCACCGGAGCCUCAGAAACGACCCCCUUCCGCAUCGGUGUGGUCUCGCCCGCCACAACUCAGCAGGAGGCGCUCACGGAGAUUCUGGUGCUGCUGCACGACGUCUACUCCUUGAAGGAACUCCAGGCGCUGGAGGGCGAGUACGGUGGCGCUGAGCUACUACGCCUGCUGCCGCUGCGCGAGUGGUCCGCCCUCGGGAGCGAAAGCGGAGCCGGCGAGGUCGUGAGCACCGCCGUGGCGGCGAGGCAGGCCAUGACAGUCUUGUCGCAUCCCGACAGCGUCGGAAACGCCGCAGGCGGCGGUGGCGGUAACGUUCGCGGCCCUGCCUCCCAGCACGACCGAAAAUGCUUUGCCGCGUCCAAGGGAACUGCACACAGAGGCAAUACUAGGGCCGGCUCGGCGGGCUCGGCGGCCGCGCGUGGUGGCGGCGCCGACGCCGUCGGAGGAGUGCCAACCGUGGCCGCUGCCCUGGACGCUGCGCGAGCGGCGCUGCAUAGGGAGCCACAGCUGGUGUGGCAGCUUCUCACGGGCCCCUACAUGGUGGCAGGAGCGACGGCUGGAGGAAACUCCGGCGUCGUAGUGGCCCUUGGCAAGAGCAGCGAGGACGCCGGCGGGUCGGUCAGCCUCAUCCGCAAGAACAGUAGCAGCAGCGCCGCCAGCACGGCACCCCCUACGGAGGCCGUAAUCAGCAGCAGUGCGGGAGCCAGAGCCAACGCUGCAGCCGCCUCCGCCCCUCCAGUUUCCCUGCAGGACCCCGAGGCAGUGCAGCACCUUGUGCGGCCGAUCGGCCCGUACGCAUCGCACGUGCUGGGCCCGUUGCUGACGCUGCUGCGGGCGCCUGUGGCCGAGGAGGGCGUGGAGUCGAUGUGCGACGCUCUCGCGGCGCACCACGCCGUGCACGAGAGAACCAUUGCAGCGGCGUCGAUGUUGAAGGCCACCGCCGCAGAGCUUCAGCCUCGCUCCUCUAGCGUCGGGCCCAGGAGCAAGAAGGAGUCGCUACUGGUGACGGAGGAGAACGGCAGCGCCGAGGCGAAGAGCAGGAAGUCUUCCAGGGGUGCAGCACCGGCCUUCCUCCCCGACGGCGGGGCUUCCACGUCACUUUUGCCUGUGUCCUCUGCAGCGGGCCCCCAAACACGCUCCUCAGCGAAAGCCGCGCAGCUGCUCGUGCAGCAGCAUUCACGGCAGUGGGUCGCUACACAGCUCACCCUCACCGCGGUGCUGACCGCACUUCUCUUCUCGCCGGCUUUUGUGCGCUCGCGCGUCGCCUACCUGGAGGAAAAGCUGGCGCGUGCGACGUCGGCGACGGCGGCCGCCAGCGUCAUAACCACUGCCGAUCAUGCAGGUCAGAAGGGCGGCGGUGCUGCGGCAACACUGCCCCUCCUCUUUCACCGCGUGCAGGCAGUGAAAAUGCACGCUGCGCGUGUCGAGGCCGCGCUGACGGCGGCCGGCCCGUCUGCGACAACGAGCGAAGCGUUGCGUCUCCUUGACCCUGCGCAGGUGCUGGUCGCCUACACUGGCCGCCGUUAG
Molecule: messenger RNA, 3441 nt
Organism: Leishmania major strain Friedlin
Lineage: Eukaryota; Euglenozoa; Kinetoplastea; Trypanosomatida; Trypanosomatidae
Exons: 1
Coding region: 1-3441 (1146 amino acids)
Biological process (GO): mRNA splicing, via spliceosome
Molecular function (GO): U2 snRNA binding
Source: RefSeq, a predicted model, not a curated record